GGUUUUCUUUCUGCCUAACGUGGGAUGGACGAUGGAGCGGCACUGGGGAGAGUUUUUUCAUCAUUGCUGUGACUUUUCACAAAAUUUUUCUGAGAUACUGAGGACUGACCUCAGGGCUGUUCCCCUGCAAGUCUGCGCUCUGACCUCGCUGAGUUUGGGCUCAAGAUAACUUUAUUGCAUACCAGAUAAAUCCUGUAAUCACUUUAUUUCUCUGAGCUGCCUUUAUGAGUAGACUUUUCUGGGGGUUAGUUGCUGGGCUUCCUCCUAUCAGUGUGACACAGUUGUUGAUUCUUAUUGGUAGGGUCCAAUGUUCCCGAUAAGUUUGUUGUUGGUACUCAAUCCAGAGCUUUCUUCUCUAGCUACAGAAGGCAAACUGAAUUCCAGAGACAAAUUCCAGAGACUUGGAGAGUGGAAGGCAGACAGUUCUUUGUUAAAGCCUCAGUUCUGGUAUAAGGCAGGAACUUGAAUCAUGAAAAAUAUUUCCUGUUGCAGUUAAAGUUUUAAUCUCAAAGAUUGGUAACUGGUGAUUUUAGGUUUGUUAGAAACAGUUACACAUACCUUCCCCUCCUGGAGUUUGUUUUUUGUUGUUGUUGUUGUUGUUUAUGUUUUCUGUUGCCUAUCUCUCCUAGGACAACACCUCCCAGAUAUAUACCGUGCCUAGCUGCUUGACUGUUAGGUUUCUGGGCCUGGGCAUUACGCAAUCCAGCCAGUUACACAAACACAGGUCAUUUCAUAACUUGUUUUCACCAGCCAGGCCCCCUUUCAAUGAACAGAACAAAACAAAACAAAAACAAGACCAAGAACUUUUCCAGUGCUACUAUUUGCCUGUUUCCCGGAUAACUUGUGAAAAUAAAUCAAGCGGGAUAUUUCCUUUUGGAAUCGAGGAACAUCAGACCAGCUCUCUUUUUCCUCGGCCACUCUUUCCCGACUCACACACACGUACACGCACACGCACACGCACACACGUACACAUGCACGCACAAAAUUCCCCGGAGUGAACUUUUGCCAACUGUACCAGGCUGGGACAUUCCUCACAUCAAAGAACUUUUACCAGAAAUGACUGUGAUUCCCAAGUCGGCCUCAAUCAAACCUCUCUGGUGCCCCCUAUGGGACAUUUGUAGAAGAACUAUCUUGAGGAUGUAUUUUUCCAGCCCCGAAAGAGUGUCAACUUGGUUAGUUUUUGAAAUUCUUAGGAUUUUUCUUUUUAUUUCGGGACAAAUAAAUGCCGUGUAUUUAACAGUGGUUAACUAGGAAUGGCUUGACUUCAAAAUGAGUUUUUUAUUUAUUUAUUUUUGUUCUAAAUAAAACCUGCUUGGAAAAUAUUUUUUUCCUUUUCUCCGAUUUUGAUGUCUCUUCGUUAGGGGCCAACACAAUAUUACCGCAUCCUCAAGGCUUAUUUUCUUUAUGUGUUUGUAUAAGUGUGUGUUUGUAUGCAGCUCAUUCAGAAUUGGUGGGAAGAUGGGAGAUGUAAAUUAAGGACCUGGUUGCUUUUGAAUUUAAUUUUUUCCUUGAUCUUACAGAUGUAGAUUAGGAAUGAACGAAAUGCUUUUCCAGGAAUUCAUCUCUUUUGCUGAUUCUUGGUGGGGGAAGUCGACCUCACGUUUUUGUCAAAGUGAAUGGGGUGAAAUAGUCAUGUAUUGUCUGAGUGGCAGCUGAAAUUCCGUAUCUAAAGCCCUGAGCGCAUUUCUGCCUGCUUGUUGUUGAAGGUGAAUAUAAAUUAGGAAACCUGAUUUUUUUCUUUGUCUAUCUUAGUAUAAACACACAAGAAUUUCCACAUCUAAAUCACUGUUGUGCCCUUUGUGUUUUAUCUUUGGGAGACUAAAUACUUACUUCAGGGCUGUGGCUGUGGUCAGCCCCAGAAAACUUUGGCAAUACCCUCCUUUUAGAAUUGCUUGCAACAUAUCCUUUUGGAAAUCCUCCGUCCUAACAAACCUUUGGCCCUGUAAGGGUGAAUUAGAUAUUCAGGAAUUACCAAACGAACUUUGGGAAACCAAGUUUGACCUAGAAAGUCUGAGUGACCAGGCUGAGUUCAAACUAGAGUGUGACCCAGCUCCGUGGCUCUCAGCCUUGACAGUUUGCCUGGGAAACGGCUCCCUCCCCUUGAGGCCAGCACCUGUGGCACCCUGCCUUGGCCAUCUAUACUUUUCUUUCCUUUGUUAAACAGGAAUAGAGACGCAGGUUUUCAGAACUAAGGAAACUCUGGUUUUUAUGUUGAAAGAAGGAAAAAAACAGUAUCGUACUUUGUGUCUUCUGGUUACUUUUGGUGGCCGCAGCAUUUCACAACCAUGGCAGCUGCUCUGAUUGAGAAGUUCCGGGUAGAUAUGCCUGGCUCGGGCAGUGCCUUCAUCCCCACCAUCAACGCCAUCACCACCAGCCAGGACCUGCAGUGGAUGGUGCAGCCCACAGUGAUCACCUCCAUGUCCAACCCCUACCCCCGCUCGCAUCCCUAUAGCCCCCUGCCGGGCCUGGCUUCUGUCCCUGGACACAUGGCCCUCCCAAGACCCGGCGUGAUCAAGACCAUUGGCACCACCGUGGGCCGCAGGAGGCGAGAUGAGCAGCUGUCUCCCGAAGAGGAAGAGAAGCGUCGGAUCCGGAGGGAGAGGAACAAGCUGGCUGCUGCCAAGUGCCGGAACCGACGCCGGGAGCUGACCGAGAAGCUGCAGGCGGAGACAGAGGAGCUGGAGGAGGAGAAAUCAGGCCUACAGAAAGAGAUUGCUGAGCUGCAGAAGGAGAAGGAGAAGCUGGAGUUUAUGUUGGUGGCUCAUGGCCCUGUGUGCAAGAUCAGCCCCGAGGAGCGCCGCUCACCCCCGGCCUCCGGGCUGCAGCCCAUGCGCAGUGGGAGCAGUGCAGUGGGUGCUGUGGUGGUGAAACAGGAGCCCCUGGAAGAGGACAGCCCCUCGUCCUCCUCAGCAGUGCUGGACAAGGCCCAGCGCUCCGUCAUCAAGCCCAUCAGCAUUGCCGGGGGCUUCUACGGGGAGGAGCCGCUGCACACCCCUAUCGUGGUGACCUCCACGCCUGCCAUCACUCCAGGCACCUCAAACCUCGUCUUCACCUACCCCAGCGUCCUGGAGCAGGAGUCACCCGCGUCGCCCUCUGAGUCCUGCUCCAAGGCUCAUCGCAGAAGCAGUAGCAGCGGGGACCAGUCAUCAGACUCCUUGAACUCCCCCACUCUGCUGGCCCUGUAACCCCGUGCUCCUUCCAGCUCUGGAGGGGUCCCCGCCACUGCCUCCUUCCCAGGGACCAGCACGUUUGAGCCUCCAGGGCCACGAGGGCAAGAGUGGGACCUGCCAGGGAGCUUGCUCUGGGGGACCCGGAAGUGGGACCUGACAGUGAGGCGUUAGAGGACUUUGUUGAUCUCUUGGAAGCCCCAGGACCUUCUCUUCUGCAUCAUUCGUCUUGGAAGCAAACCCUCUUUCUUAAAAAGCCAUGGAGAACUUGGCUUGGUGGCUUCUGAAGAACCUGGAGCCGGCCUGAACAUUUCUUGUCCCUUUGUCAUGCUGUUGUCUCUGGAGUGAUGGUGUCUUUCCUUGCCCCACCACGCAUGCUCAGUGCCUUUGGUUUCUCCUCCCCUUGACUUGCCCCAUCCUUCCCCAGGGUCGGUUUUACUCCUUGAUUUUUAUCAAAUCCGCCAUGACAUUUCAUCGGGGUAAUCUGGAUAUUAAAACUCUUCAUUUCUGGAGAUGGGGCAGCAGGUGACCCUUCUGCUGGGGCUGACUUGUCCAGAAGGGAACAAAGUGCAAUACAGAACCUUCUUCCCCGACACUCCCCAGGGCACUGCCGUCUCCAGAACCAGCAGCAGGGUUCUCUGAGCGCCCCAGGAAAUGCCACCGUCACCAAGAGGCCCGAAGGACCCUGCCUCCUCACCCUCAGAGACAGCUUUCGCGGGAUCAGGAUCGACGUGGCUAGAAGAAAGGGUGUGAGAUGGCGGGCCAGCUUGGGUGUGCCAAGUGCCUAAUUACCAGGCCAGCAGUAGUGCCAACAAAGCCACAUGGGUGUCCCAGACAGCUUCCCUUCCCCCGGUGUCUUGAGCAGGGCGUCUCCUGUAAUUAUUGCCUCACCAUUCUGCCCCUGGACCCUUCUCUCCAGACUGGGGAGGCGUCCCUCCCUCGGAACCACACAUCACUCCAGGCCCUGCUGGCCUCCGCCCUUCCCUGGCUCUCAGAGUGACGCCACCCACCGAGUUUAAUGAGCGUGGGCCUGGACCCUCCCCAGAUUGCAGCAGGUGGCUCCUCCCCAAGCCUCAGAGGAUGGAAGGGCCCAGCACAGGGCUGGGAGAUGGGAGGCUGCCCCUGGGGUGGUGUCAGUGGUAGCAGCAGCCUGGCACCCAGCCUGCCCCGUCUGACCUGGCCACGCGUAUCUCAAUGAAGUGCUGUAUCCUGUCUGGCCUCUGUGGUCAUCGCCACCUGAUUCAGGAGUGAAUGCUGUCUCUUCAUACCCCCACCCCCACCCCAGGGUGCCCUUCUGGCCCUGUUAAUACGCUGCACAUAGCUGGCCACACGCCAGGGCUUGGAGCUGAUGUGCCACCCGGGCCGGUUGCUGAAAUGAGCUAGGAUGUGUGGCUUCCUGCUGCAGAGAGCUGCCCUCUUCUCAUGGGUCUCCUCACCCCCAGCAGGAGCACAGGGCAGCCCCGGCCCUGCCUCCCCAGACCACGUUGACUCCUGUCUGGGAAGGUGGCUUCUCGUCCCGCUGGCUCUGCAGGGCUGGUGCUGUCAGUGACCCAGCUCUAGAGAUCACUGUCCAGCCUUUAAAAUGGCAUGGGUGCUAUUAAACCCAGCCCAGUGGCAUGUAAAUUUCCAGCUCUGGAGAGAGCAGAGAUGGCUUCUCGGGCUGUUCCUUUCACACCCUGAAGUGUGCAGUUAGAAAGGAAGGCCGGGCCUUAUGCUUAAAAUAUGCAGCCCAGCAGGGUUGCAGGCGAUGCAUGCCAGGGUCAGCCACCUAGAGAGAGGGGAGUAAAAGAGAAAAGAUUCUGUUCAGAACACUCCAAACAUUCUUUCCCGCGGUCCCUGGCUGCCUUCUGGCUUCCAGGGCCUCUGGGAGGGGCAUUCCUAAGAAGAUUGGCCAACUGGCUUUCUGAUCUCAGAUUAAUCAGAGAAGCCGAAGGCAGCCAGGAGUAGCAGGAUAUGAGCAAAGAAAAGGGGGUGCUUUGAGCUUGGGAAGGCUUAAUCAUCUCAAGUGGUAUUUGCAGCCAGGUGGGAGUUAUUUGUGCAUACAGCUAUAUCUUAGAUGAAGCUGGUUUCUGACCCUUUCUUUCUAAAAGCCCCUGUAUGUCCCACUCUGUGCUGUGUGGAUUCCCAUGCAGGUCACAGUCUAUGACUUGGAGCCAAGCUGGACAUUCCUGAGCCAGAGAGGUUGGCCUCGGUUCAGAUUUCAAGCCCCGCUGGUGUUGGAACCAGCCAGCCCUCGGGACUUCAGAGGCCUCCGACCUGCAGCCCUUCGCAGACCUCUUGUUUUGUCCCAGGAGGACAUUUGGCUUCCCCAGAGCCCGAGGUUAUUUGGAGAAUGCUGAAUGUUCACACCUGAGUCAUGAGCGCACCCUGGCUCUCCUCCUCCUGGCUUGCUCUCCGAGUUCACGCACAUCCGCAUCCCUGCUCCAGCAUCGCCAGACGCCUGGCCUGCUGCUCCCUCCCACGGAUCCAGCUACGGGAACAGCUGCAGCGGCCAUUCCUCUGUGCUUGGGCGAAGAACUGCCGUGCCUCCCUGUGAACUCAGCCUCGAGGCAGCUACGUGGACUCCAGCUGGGCCGCACACAGCUCUGGGACACUUUGCAGGCACUCCUCGAUUGUCUAGUAUGAAACACUCCUCAUGGCCAUCUGGCUGGCCUCUCUGGGAACAGUCCUCCCCUUGGCUGGGUGGCUGGGGAUGGCUGCUGACACAGGAAAGAGAGCACAUCCCAGGUGAUGCUUAGGAAAUUUCCAGAGCCAGCUCCAAGCAGAGAAUUCCCUGGGGGUGGAGGUUGUUGUGACAGAGUCAUCGUUCUGUCUGUUGGGAGACCAGCUAUUCCCACUGUGGCCAGUCACACAAGCAUCUCAAAGCCAAGAGCCAUCAGGGGCUGCUGCUUUUCUUAGCCUGUGGGGAAGGAAUCUCUGUGUUCCCACUUGACUCUAAGUGUCAUGGGGGCCAGCCUGUCUGGACAUGGGAGCUCAUUUCUCCCUUCUUCAUGGACCAACAGUGCUCCUUGCAACCUCGCCAUGUAACGUGCAGGUUGAUUUCCUUCCCUGAUCAGACAUCCAUGUGGCCCCUUCAGAAGGAAAAGAAUAAGCACCUACUACAUGCCAGGCACUGUGAGGCACUUUCAUAUUUAUACCCAAUAGGAUGAGAUUAAGGGAUAAGGGGACCCCCUUAUAAAAGACCCCCAAGUAGUGGCUAAAUAAAAACACUUGGAGGUGAGAAGGCCUUUCUCCAAAGACCCGAGGUGAGAUUGCCUUCAGUCUGAAGUUUGUUCUCAAAGGCCCCUAUGGUCUCUGCCCCCCUGGUGUCCAGCCUGUGCUCCUUUGUCCCCUCAGGUGGCUGGAGGGGUGACCCAAGCAAGUCUUUAUAGAAUUGUGGACCAAUGGGAUAUUGGUGUGUAUAACUUUCUUUUUAAACUUAAGUAAAGGGGUCUUGCUAUGUUCUGCUUGUUGAGUUUUCUUGGCAUUCAUCCUAAAAGCCAGCAUCUCACUAUUUAUUGGCAGGUAUGUAUGUGUGUGUGCGUGCGUGUGUUUGUGUGUGUGUGUGUACGUGUGUGCACGCCUGUGUGUGUAUUUUCAAGUGCGCUUGUGUCUUGCACCAUUUUUUAGAAGAAAACCCAGUCAUCCCACUACUAAUUUGGCAUCUUCUCAUGCUUCUUGUGUUUUGGGCCACGUAAAACAAAGGGUUUUAAUUUUCUAAUGCUGACAACAUGCUCAAGAGGGUUAGGGUCGGAUUUUGACAGGGGGCAUGAGAAGGGAAGAGGGAGAAGAAAUUGACAUUUAUUUUAUUAUUUAUUUUAAAUGUUUACAUCUAUGUGUUGUACCAAGCCUGAAUAGAAAUAUAGCAUUAAAAGUUCCUCUCUCUCACUUUCUUUUAAAAAAAUUUACAAUAAUUUUGCUUUUUUGUUUCCAAAGUGAUGUGUGACAUGUGCUGGAUAAACUAUAAAAAGGUUGUGUUUCUAAAGGUGGGUUGUCAUUCCUCUAGGGACAGUGGCUGUCGAAAAAUAAACAUUGUAAGAGAAUACAGUGAAAGACCUUGCCGUGUCCCUCAAAAAUUACGUGCUCUGCUAUGAUUAAAAAACUAUUCCAUUUAUUUUAGUUUGUGGUGACUUGAUUUGGAGGAAGAAAAUAUUUGACAUUGUAUAAAGACUAAGAAUCAGGUGUCUUUCACAGUGGGAGAUGUAUAUAUAGUAUUUUGGUAUAUUGUGGAAAUCCACGAGCUUUGUGUAUUUGUAUUUGAGAUACAUUGAUGGUGUGGAGUAAAGUCUACUAUUAGAUCCUGUAGGCAAACAAGUUGUACAAGGUUUCUGUUGCUCUGUGGGGAACGUGAUUACCUUUCCGGGCACCUUUUAAACAUUUUUUCCCCCUGAUUUUGGAAAUGGUUCGAUUGGACCUCUUCUGUCGCCCUUUCCAGGCAGGACUGUAAGCCCAAAAUCGUUGUAUAGUUUCGAAAAUUGAGGAGUAGCUGUGUUCCGAAGCAUCUCUGGUGGUAUCUGUUGUUGUUGUGUUGUGUUGUUUUACUGUAUGUAACACAAGCCUACAGUAUUUGCACUAAAGAAAGCUUGUUAGAAAAAGCUUGCUGCUAUGGAAGAAAGAACAUAUUAAAACAUUUUUCCCUCGCGGUAUUUUUUUUUUUUUUUUGGUAGCUUUUCCACUUUCCGUUGAGUAGCAUUUUGUAGAAUAAAAUGAAUUAAGAUGAA
Cavia porcellus (domestic guinea pig) is the source of this 7867-nucleotide messenger RNA. RefSeq names its product FOS like 2, AP-1 transcription factor subunit (gene Fosl2). Lineage: Eukaryota; Metazoa; Chordata; Mammalia; Rodentia; Caviidae. The transcript is spliced from 4 exons. The coding region runs from base 2286 to 3185 and encodes 299 amino acids. Gene Ontology annotation, cellular component: nucleus. The record is from RefSeq and is a predicted model, not a curated record. Gene Ontology annotation, molecular function: DNA-binding transcription factor activity, RNA polymerase II-specific; RNA polymerase II cis-regulatory region sequence-specific DNA binding. Gene Ontology annotation, biological process: regulation of transcription by RNA polymerase II.